CGACAACUUGGAUUUCAUGUGAAUCGCAUGUUCGGAGCCAUCUUGGAAACUUCCUUUCUCAUAUUUCCACCUCCGUCUUCCAGUUGCAUGCCCUUAAACUCCCGCCGAGUCUUCUCGACAGCCCAAUUCAUCCGGAUCUUCGUCAUAGUCAAUCUCACGACUUAUAUUACAGUCAACGCCUGCCUGAACCACAGCAACUCCAACGCCCAACCGCUGGAGCACGAUGGGGGGCAAAAAGGGCGCCGAGAACACCAAGAAAGUAGCGGGCAACGCCCGCAAGGCUGAAGCCGCCGCCGCAAAACAAGCCGCCGUAGAAGCCAAAGUCUCCGCGGCCGAGGAGGAUAAAUGGUCCAAAGGCGCCAAGGACAGCAAGAAGAAAGAAGAUGCUGAGCGCAAGGCUGCAGAAGCGAAAGCGAAAAAGGCCGAGCGAGACGCCCUACUAGCUGAAGAGGAAAAGUCACAGCGCGCCACGGCCAAGGGCGCGAACAAGAAGACGGCUGAGAAGAAGACCCGGGGCACAUUGGACCUGGGCCAGCUCGAUGGCGAAGCAAGCGGCACAACCGCAGCGUUGAAUGCGUCUGGAAUCGAUAACGCGUUGGAUGCGCUCAGUUUGACGGGUGCAGCGAACGAGCAGAAACUCGACCGGCACCCCGAGCGACGGUUCGCGGCGGCUUAUAAGGCCUACGAGGAACGACGACUGCCUGAGGUUGCGGUUGAGCAUCCCGGGCUACGAAAACAGCAGCGUAUUGAUAUUAUACGAAAAGAAUUUGAACGGAGUGAGGAGAACCCGUUCAAUCAGGUCGGCAAUGUCAAAUAUGACGCGAGGAAAGACGAACUGGCGGAUAAGAAGAAGCAGAUCCGUGAGGGUGUGGAGAACAGAUUGGCCCAGAAGUGAAUGAAAGUGGGAUUUGUUGGACGAACUGGACUAUACUCGUUACUAUUCAUGAGCAAAAAGAAUAGAUGACAAACAAGGACACCUGAUUCUUCGGUGACAACGCUGUCCCACCGCUAUUCCGCCGCAGCCUCACGAUGCUCGGAUGAAAGAAUUUUGAGCCGUGAGAGCGAGAGAGCUCAAUCAGCAUGACUACGGGCCAACGGCGCAAAGCAGCUGCCACUCAUGGCACAUGGCUUUGCGCUGGUGAAGUUACGUUAGGGCCUGGGAAACGACUUUCCAAUGCUAGUGAACGUGUUGCCGGCACGAUCCUCUCGAAGGCAGAUGGAAUGGGGAGGGGAAAGCACGUAUCGCAAUAUUGUCAUCUAAUGAGC
Molecule: messenger RNA, 1266 nt
Organism: Exophiala xenobiotica
Lineage: Eukaryota; Fungi; Ascomycota; Eurotiomycetes; Chaetothyriales; Herpotrichiellaceae
Exons: 1
Coding region: 224-895 (223 amino acids)
Biological process (GO): transcription by RNA polymerase II
Cellular component (GO): nucleus
Molecular function (GO): transcription coactivator activity
Source: RefSeq, a predicted model, not a curated record